AUGCCGUCUGAAGCCCCUCUCCUACAAACAGAGGUAGAAAAACCUCAACAUUUUACAUAUUUGAAAGAGUUUCGAACACAACAAUGUCCGUUAUUUCUACAACACAAGUGUACACUGCAUCGACCCUUCACCUGUUUUCACUGGCAUUUUUUAAACCAGCGACGUAGACGACCAGUACGGAGACGAGAUGGGACAUUUAAUUAUAGUCCGGAUAUAUAUUGUACUAAAUAUGAUGAAACUACGGGGAUUUGUCCAAAUGGAAACGAUUGUCCCUAUUUACAUAGAACAGCAGGUGAUACUGAGAGAAGAUAUCAUUUAAGAUAUUAUAAAACAGGAACUUGUGUGUAUGAGACUGACCCAAGAGGACAUUGUGCUAAAAAUGGACCACAUUGUGCUUUUGCUCAUGGUGCAGGUGAUUUGAGACCACCAGUAUAUGAUAUACAUGAAUUAAAGACUGUUGAUCAGAUAGAUUUAGAAACCAUAUCAACUUCUCCUAGUAGUUUAGAAAAAGAACAAAUUUUAUCAGAAGAUCCUAAGUGGAAUGAUACAAAUUAUGUAUUGCAUUAUUAUAAAACAGAACCCUGUAAACGUCCUCCAAGAUUAUGUCGUCAAGGCUAUGCAUGCCCUCAAUAUCACAAUAGUAAAGACAGACGAAGAUCACCCAAAAACAAUAAAUAUAGGUCAACACCUUGUCCUAAUGUUAAACAUAGUGAUGAAUGGGGCGAUCCUACAUUAUGUGAAAGUGGUGAUAGUUGUCCUUAUUGUCAUACUAGAACUGAACAACAAUUUCAUACUGAGAUUUACAAAUCAACUAAAUGCAAUGAUAUGGUGCAGAGUGGAUACUGUCCAAGAGGACCUUUCUGUGCAUUUGCUCAUGUUGAACAAUUUGAUAAUGAUAAUAAUUCAGUCAGUAGUAGUAUUAGUUGUGGUUUAUCAGCGUCUGGUUGUCUAGGAUCUAUAUCAGGACCUAUUGGUAUACCACCUAAUAAAAUACAUCAAAGAGGUAGUGUUGGUAGUCUCUCUCAAUCACCACCCUCACCAUUUGGUAGCUAUGUUCACUCUAUGCUACCUUUACAUCAAUUAUCAAGUCCUUUUUUAGGUCAUCCUAGCAGUAGUAAAUAUCCUAAUUCUUUUACUGAAAUCAACUCUAUGUCUCCUCGUAGUGCUGGUCCACAAUCACCACAUAGCUUAUAUAAUAAUAAUAAUCACCAUAAUAAUAAUAAUCACAGUGGUGAUAGAAUAAAAGAUUCCAAAACUAAAAUAACAGAUAUAGAAACAGUAUUUAGAACAGCAUGUGAUAAUUGGAAGAAGGCAGCUGAUGAUUCGUUAUUAAAAGCUAAAAAGGCUGAUGAAGAAAAAUUACAUGCUGUUAAACAAAGAGAUGAGGCUGUUAGUCAAACACAGCGUUUAAGACAAGAAAUAGAUAGAUUAAAAGGUGGACCAUAUUUAAGGUGUUUAGUGAAAGCUAAUGAAGUAGAAUCUAUACCUAUAACACAAUUACGACAUAUACGGCAGCAGUUACAAUCAGAUUUAGAAAGAAUAGAUAAGGUGAUAAGUGAAUCAUCUGUGAAAUGUGUAGCUUGUCAAGAUAAAACAAAGACUGUUACUACAUUACCUUGUAAUCACAGAGUAUUAUGUGAUAGUUGUACAGCUAGGUCUAGAGAAUGCCCUUUAUGUCAAGUCAAAAUAAAUAUUUCUCAUGUGAAACCUUAAUGAUAAUAUUUCUUAGUUUAAUUUAUUAGUAAUUACAUUUAUUAUGUAGUGAAUUUCAUUCUAGCUUAAAUUGACAUUUAUUAUUAUUAAAAACAUGGAUAAAAUAUUUCAUUUUGAACAUUUGCUUGGUAAAAUUAAUUUUUAGAUCAAGUAUAAAGUAUAUAACCCAGGGUUUUUAGCCAAGUAUUUAAAAUUUAAACAUUUACAGCUAUUGAAACUUACAUAAGGUAGAAUCAACCUAAAAAAGACUUGUUAUGUAAUGUCAUAUAUUGGUUUAUUGAUAAACUGAAAUAGCAUUACUAUUAAUUAUACCACAUCUACAAAGGCAUGUUAAACAGAGGACACUGUUUAGCCUAAUACUUGCUGGUUAGUAACCAUGCAAGUCACAAUCCCUUCAAUAUAUAUUUCAUUGUAUUAGUAUGUCUUGGUGCAAUGGAUUUAUUAUUUAUGAUAAUUAUUGUCAAAUGAUAUGAAAAGAUUGUUUUGUUUAAGAAAACUCAUGUUAUGUGUGAAAUACUCUUGUUAGUUUCUUUUCUCUAUAUGAACCAUUUUCUCGACUCUAAAAGUUAUUAUUAAUCCUCUUUUGAUGACUUUAUUUUGAACUAUUCAAAUUUCCUGAAGUAUAUUGUUACAGUACAAUUCAAAAUCACAGAACUAGAAAGAAGAAUUGCCGGCUUUCUCAGUUGCAACUUGGAAUGGUUUUUUAUCAAGAUGUAAAAAAUUCUACACACUAACAUUUGAGAAAAAUUCUGGACCCCAGCUUUAAGGCUGAGUUUGUAUAUAAGAUAAAAGUCUUUUGUGGUUAAAAUUUAUGCAAUGGAUGUGUUUUUUUUGCACAAAAGAAUCUGAAUAAAUUGUAUAGUCAGAAAUACUGUACUUUAUUAUUUUCAGAUAAUUUGAAGACUAGAUGAGAUUUCUUGAUAUUAAACUUAUAUUUAAGAUAAGAUGUAUCUUAAAAAAUCUAGGUGUGUUUUAGUAGCCUUUAUGAUUGUUCUACGUUUUUCACCUUUUACAAAUGAAACACACAUAUUGAAGUAUUUUCAUAUUUGCUAAAAAUGAAAGUGAAAAUUUCUAUAUUGUAAAUGAAAAUACCAAUUCCUUCUAUAUUGUCAAAUUGUAUUGAGCCUACUUAAUCAAAGAAAGUGCUAUUUUAUUUAAUAGUAUAGGGUUGUGCUAUUAUUCUAUGUUUUUUCCUCUAUAUCAUUAUGGGUUGGCACAAUAUCUCAUAGUGCUAAUUUGUUUAAUUGAUAAAUCUUAUAAUCUCACAUUGCUUUGAUAUCACAUUAUGUUUAAGGUAUAUAUUCAACAUCUUAAAAAUUCUUAUACACUCAUUAACAGCUCUGAUCAAAGCAAGAAAUAUCCUUAUCAAUUUGAAUCAUACAUCUGUAAUAUGGAGUGCAAUACAAGUAUAGUAAAGUUGAUGGCUUAUUCUUUUUUGCUUUGAUGAGACUGGAAUAAUUUGCAUAUAGGCUAAUGAAAAUUUAUAUUAAUUGCUUAAAUCUAUGUUAAAGAUAUAUGCUGGUCAUAUAUUAUGUUUGUUACACCUUACCCUAUUUGUCAUUGUUCUCUCUGAACAAAGUCUAUUGUACUAUGAAAAUUCAAUGAAUGGUGUGAGGUAAUUGAAGGUACCAAGUUUGUGUCCAGUUAAUGCCUGAAGAAAUGAUUGAAAUAGGAAACAAUGUGAUAAAUAACAAUGAGUAUCAGUAUUAAAAACUAGUCAUUAUAGUCUACAUUAAUUAAUCUGUUAAUUACAUUGACAUUAAAUUAAUAGAUCUUAAUACUUGAUAGACACUUUAACAAUCUUUUCACACAUCUUUUAUAUGAUAUACAUGUUUUUUUUAUGGAUUACCAGUAUGUGGUCUAUAGCUGAAACUGUAUCUAUUGUCAGACGAGGUGUUAUGAAUGGUGUAUAUAGGAAUCAAGAUUAUGAUGGAGAACCACUAAAGAAAAGUUUGUGAUAAAACAAUAUUAUACUGUAUAUGUGUAAGAAUUUCAAAAUGGGUUUUGAUAACUCAUGUCAGACAUUUUGAGAAAAAAAAAAGAUUUCUUUGUUUUU
Lottia gigantea (owl limpet) is the source of this 3769-nucleotide messenger RNA. RefSeq lists its product as hypothetical. Gene Ontology annotation, molecular function: metal ion binding. The coding region runs from base 1 to 1713 and encodes 570 amino acids. NCBI's taxonomy places the organism in Eukaryota, Metazoa, Mollusca, Gastropoda, Lottiidae. The record is from RefSeq and is a predicted model, not a curated record. The transcript has 11 exons.